Messenger RNA from Ziziphus jujuba (common jujube), 1424 nucleotides. RefSeq names its product ataxin-3 homolog. Gene Ontology annotation, biological process: protein deubiquitination. Gene Ontology annotation, cellular component: nucleus. Gene Ontology annotation, molecular function: cysteine-type deubiquitinase activity. The record is from RefSeq and is a predicted model, not a curated record. Bases 161 to 1150 code for a protein of 329 amino acids. The transcript has 2 exons. NCBI's taxonomy places the organism in Eukaryota, Viridiplantae, Streptophyta, Magnoliopsida, Rosales, Rhamnaceae.
UCAUUAAUUUUUUCCUUCUCUUUCAUCACCAAAACAAUAUCAAAGCAAUACAGAGACAGCGAAAGAGAGAAAGAGAGAAAGAUUCUAGGGUUUGUUGGGGGCUUUCGAAAGAGAGAGAGAGAGAGAGAGAGAGAGAGAUUGAAGAAGAAGAAGAAGAAGAAUGAUGAUGAUGGAGGGAGCGAGCAAUGGAGGGAUGUUGUACCACGAGGUACAAGAGUCGAAGCUCUGCGCCGUGCAUUGCGUGAACACGGUGUUACAAGGACCUUUCUUCUCCGAAUUCGAUUUGGCCGCACUUGCUUCAGAUCUCGAUCGGAAAGAGCGCCAGAUGAUGCUCGAAGGCGGUGCCAGCUCCGGCGAUUUCCUCUCCGAGGAGUCUCACAAUGUUUCCUUGGAUGGCGAUUUCAGUAUCCAGGUUCUACAAAAGGCUUUGGAAGUAUGGGAUCUUCAAGUCAUCCCUCUUGACUCUCCAGUUGCAGAGCCUGCCCAGAUUGACCCCGAGCUGGAAAAUGCAUUUAUAUGCCAUCUGCACGAUCAUUGGUUCUGUAUUAGGAAAGUGAAUGGAGAGUGGUAUAAUUUCGACAGUUUAUAUGCGGCUCCACUUCACCUCUCCAAGUUUUAUCUUUCAGCAUACUUGGACAGUUUAAAAGGCUCUGGAUGGAGUAUUUUCCUAGUCAGAGGAAACUUCCCAAAAGAAUGUCCCAUGUCAUCGUCUGAAGCUUCUAAUGGUUACGGACAAUGGCUUUUACCUGAAGAUGCUGACAGAAUAACUAAAUCCUGCAACUCUACGGAGGCACCACUGCCUCCGCCUCACCAAACGAAUUGGAGUCAACAGUCUUCUGAUCCUUUUAGUUCAUAUUCAGAGGCAGAUAUUUCAGAAAUGGAAGAUGAGGACUUGAGGGCUGCAAUAGCUGCCAGCCUGAUGGAUCCAUCCCCAGCCAUGACAAAUGCUGCAACAACGGCCAGCCUGGCAGAUUUAUCGUCUCCGGCCAUGACAAAUCCUGCAAUAAUGACCAGCCUGGCUGAUUCAUCUCCAGAGGUGACCAGUGCUGCAAUACCGGCCAGCCCAAAGGAUUCGCCUCCAGCUGUGACCAAUGCCGCAGCUGGCACCCCUGAAAUUGAAAAUAAAACAGGUGAAGGUGAAACAGCAUAAAAGAGGAAAGUACAUUAUUUAUUUUUUUGUUUUUUGAAUUCAUAGUUACUGGUUGAGGGCAAUGAUCCAUGUCAAGUUGGAAGGUUGAACUCGCCCUUGGCUCAAAGGUCAUUGUACUUUGACGAGAAUACAUCUGCCUCAUUUUAUGAGGUCGAAAUUCAAAUUAAUGUAAAAGCUUGAAAAGAUAAACUCCCACCUUCACAAUUAGUUUAUCCUUGUUAUUUACCCAGAAAAAAAAAAAAAAAACUUAUCCUAGUUUGUUCCUUUUUGACAA